This is a messenger RNA of Melampsora larici-populina 98AG31, 327 nucleotides long. RefSeq lists its product as uncharacterized. The annotation marks the transcript as partial. NCBI's taxonomy places the organism in Eukaryota, Fungi, Basidiomycota, Pucciniomycetes, Pucciniales, Melampsoraceae. The record is from RefSeq and is a predicted model, not a curated record. The transcript has 2 exons.
GUGCUAGGUUUACACGCUCCACGGGUUACACGGCCAACGGGUUACACGCUCCAUGGGUUACACGCUCCACGGGUUACACAGCCAACGGGUUACACGGCCCACGGGUUACACGGCCCACGGGUUACACGCCUAACCGGCUACACGACCCACGGGUCACUUGUGUUACGGGUUACACGACCCACGGGUCACUUGUGUUACGGGUUACACGACCCACGGGUUACACAACCAACGGCAUACACGACCAACGGCUUACAUGUCCCACGGGUUACAUGUCCCACUGGUUACAUGUCCCACGGGUUCCACAACCAACGGGUUACACAACCAACG